GAAAUCUAGUUAAACAGAAUUGUCGUUUGGAUAAUUUUCUCAGCAAACUUUUGUCAACACGUGAAAAUUAAAUUAAGAAAUUGACUCUCUGAAAUUAUGGGAGUUCCAGCGUUUUUCCGCUGGUUGAGUAGAAAAUAUGCAUCAAUUGUUGUCCACUGUGUCGAGGAAAAGCCAAAAGAGGUUGAUGGCGUCAAAAUACCAGUAGACACCAGUCAAAAGAAUCCUAAUGAUGUUGAGUUUGAUAAUCUAUAUUUGGAUAUGAAUGGUAUCAUUCAUCCAUGUUGUCAUCCUGAGGACAAACCGGCACCCAAGAAUGAAGAUGAGAUGAUGGUAUUGAUAUUUGAAUAUAUAGACAGAAUCUUUGCUGUAGUGAGACCACGAAGAGUUCUCUACAUGGCUAUUGAUGGAGUGGCUCCUAGAGCUAAGAUGAAUCAACAGAGAUCUAGAAGAUUCCGAGCAUCAAAAGAAAGCUAUGAAACAGCUGAAGAGAUAAGUAAACUACGAGCUGAACUUACAGCUAAAGGUUGUCAUCUACCUCCAGAAAAAAAAGUAGAAGAGAAAUUUGACAGUAAUUGUAUCACUCCUGGAACACCAUUUAUGUUCCGGUUAGCUAAAUGUUUACGAUAUUAUAUUCAUGAUAGAAUAAACACUGAUCCAGGUUGGGCUAAUAUUAAAGUUAUUCUGUCAGAUGCUAAUGUACCAGGUGAAGGAGAACAUAAAAUUAUGGACUUCAUCAGAAAACAAAGAGGUCAACCAGAUCAUGACCCCAACACACAUCAUUGUUUAUGUGGAGCUGAUGCUGAUUUAAUUAUGUUAGGUCUAGCUACACAUGAACCUAAUUUUACAAUUAUACGAGAAGAGUUUAAACCUAAUCAAGCUAGACCAUGUCCACUGUGUUCACAAGUUGGUCACGAAUUAAAGGAUUGUUGUGGCAUACCUAAAGAAUUAGCUGAGAGUGAUGCACCACCAGUAAUGGGUUCAGAAGUAGAGUUUAUUUUCCUCAGAUUAAAUAUACUUCGUGAAUAUUUAGAAAAAGAGCUGGAAAUGACAAAUUUACCUUUUAAAUAUGAAUUUGAGAGAGCUUUAGAUGAUUGGGUUUUUAUGUGUUUUUUUGUUGGAAAUGAUUUUUUACCACAUUUACCUUCUUUAGAAAUCAGGGAGGGUGCAAUAGAUCGUUUAGUUAAAUUAUACAAAAAUGCAGUUUAUAAAACAGGGGGAUAUUUAACAGAUAGUGGGGUAGUUAGUUUACCUAGAGUACAAGUUGUCAUGUCAGCUUUAGGAGAAGUAGAAGAUGAAAUAUUCAAAAAAAGAAGAGAUACAGAGUUGGAUUUUAGACGGAGAAAUAAACAGAAACGACAGAGAAUGAGAGAUCAAAAGACAGGAAAUCGUCCAAGAUGGGAACAAGGUGGUCAGUAUGCUCCGCAGCCUGUUGGUAGAAAUGUGGCAGCAAUAUCUAAUCCUAAACAGACAAUACAUGAUAUGAGAAAACAAUCUUAUCAAACAGAAAGAGAUUCGUCUAAUCAAUCGGCUGCUGCAGCUUUAAAAGCAGACAUGGGAAACGGGUCUGAAUCACGUGGUGUUAAACGUCCUUCAGAAAAACAGGGUCCAGCAGAUGAGGAUUCUGAUCCCGAACCAGAAGAUAACGUGAAGUUAUGGGAGGAUGGUUGGAAGGAUAGAUAUUAUCAAAAGAAAUUUGAAGUAGAUGAUUCAGAUAUAGACUUCAGACACACUGUAGCUAACCAUUAUGUAACUGGGUUAUGUUGGGUUUUACGUUAUUAUUAUCAGGGUUGUGCAUCAUGGAAAUGGUAUUUUCCCUAUCAUUAUGCACCAUUUGCAUCAGAUUUUGUAAAUAUUGGUGAUCUACCAAAUGACUUCGAAAGAAAUACAGAACCUUUUAAACCACUAGAACAAUUAAUGGGGGUAUUUCCUGCAGCCAGUAAACAACAUUUACCAGAAACAUGGCAGACACUCAUGUAUGAUCCUGAAUCGCCUAUUAUUGAUUUUUAUCCAGUAGAUUUUAAGAUAGAUUUAAAUGGUAAAAAGUAUGCUUGGCAAGGUGUAGCGUUAUUACCGUUUGUUGAUGAGAAGAGAUUAUUAUCGGCUUUAUCUACCGUGUAUCCUGAUCUUACAAAGGGUGAACGUAAAAGAAAUACCCGAGGAUCAGAUAAAUUAUUUGUUGGUCAGAAAUCACCUGCUUAUGCAUUUUUUGAAGAAAUGUAUAAUGGCAAUAAACCUUCUGAUUGGAUAGAAUUAAACACCAAGUUAGCACAAGGUAUGGGUGGUACUUUGUUACCUGAUGAAGAUGUUGUUUUACCUGGACAGAGAUUUGUUUCUCCCUUAGGAGCUUUACCCCACUUAAUGGAUAAUCGUUGUUUAUGUGUACAGUAUAAGGAUCCACAAUACUCACCAGAUCAUCUAUUUAAAGCUGUUCAAUUACCUGGUGCUGUAUUUCCCCCACGAGUACUGAAACCUGCAGAUUUUGAAGCUAGUGCUAGAAGUGGUGAUCGUGGUAGAGGCAGAGGAAGGGGAGGGGGAUUUGGUCGAGGAGGUGGAUUCCGUGGAGGUGGUAGAGAUGGGUAUAGACCACAACUUGGCUUUCAGAGAGAUAGUGGUUAUAGAGAUAAAGAUGUGUCGUCUGCAAUUCGUAUGAUAAGACAUGGUUCCGGUAUGGGUGGUGGUGGAGGCGGUGGUGGAAACUAUAAUCAAGGAGGAUAUAGUGCUUACGGAGGACAAGGUGGAGGAGGAGGAUAUCGAGAUCAAAGUUACGGUGGUGGUGGUGGUGGUAGACAGAACUACAUGCAGGGUAACCAAGGUCAUAGUGGUGGAAGUUCAGCCUAUUCUGCUUAUCGUGGAAAUGAACCAUGGAGGCAAGGAGGAGGAGGAGGAAGUGGUGGUGGUGGAGCAGCAUAUGGUUAUAAUUAUGGAAAUAAUGACAGUAGAGGAGGUGGUAGUCGAGGAGGUCGAGGGAAUAUGGGAGGAUAUGGAGGAGGGUAUCAAGACAACAGACGUGGUGGAUAUGGCGGUGGUAGUGGAGGUGGGGGCGGGGGCAGAGGAGCUCAUAGACGCUUUUGAAGUUGCAGUUCAUCAUCCAUCCAGAUUCAGUCCUUUUGUUGAUAAUUAUUGAGAUAUAUCAACUUCCUUCACAUAACAUUGAACAAGACCUGAAUUAUUUCAGUAUUAUACUUGAAACAGAAUCAAGUUCUUGUGGAUCUGAAUUUUAGAGCUCAACAUUUUAAAGAUAUUUGUUGUAAUUAAUGUUGUGAUUAAAUUAUUCUCCAAAAAAAUAAAAUUUUGUACUUAUUAUUUAAAAACAAUUUAAAUAUGACUUAUUUUUACAUUUAUAUUAAUUUGUCUUCUAAAAGUAAAAGAUCUAUCUCUUGGGUAGUAGAAGUCUAGCUAGCUAACCAUCAUUUGGAGAAAAUAUAUACUUGUUCUGAAGAGAAUUAUAUAAAUUGAACAAGUUGUCUUAUAAAUGAUAUAUCGCAUCUUUUUAGACUUGAGAAUGUGUGAGCAAUGUGCUAACAAGAUAUUCCCUUAGCUCACAUACCAAUGACCUAAUAGUGGAAUAUUCAGUUUUAUAGAUUCAUGAGGCACUGUGGGUCUAUUAUUUUAUUAUUCCCAUUAAUUGGAAUUCUCAUAUUUUCUUAAGUUUUAUAUAUGAUCCAAUUAUCUUCAAAGGAAUAUAUCUUUAUAAAAAUAAGGUAAAAUAUAUUUUAAAAAAAUUGAUUAAUGAACACUGAAUGUAGUUUUACUUUAAAAUAAGUGCAAAAAUUACAUAUCUUUAAUUAAGAUCACUGCUACAUGGUUUAUUCUUCUCUGAAGUCAAAAGAUUAGAUAAUUUCUAUAAUUUGGAAACUUUGUCCUUAACAUUUAGAAAACAACCAUCUUUUUUCUAAAUCUGAAAUGGAAACAUACUGGUUGACAAAUAAAGAUAUUAAUUAUAGAAUUUAUUAUUGUUCUUAAUUGGAGAAUUAAUGUGUAUCUAUUUUAAUUUUUUUAUUUAAAAAAAAAUCUGUUGAACUGUUGAUUUAUGUUAUAGGCUUACAUUUUAUCAUUUCAUAUACACUUUAUACAUGUUUUAGAAGAACUCAUCUGUAUAUAAGAAUCAAAUGAUAGAUACAUUAAAAUCAUUAGUAAUACCAUCA
Molecule: messenger RNA, 4145 nt
Organism: Patella vulgata (common limpet)
Lineage: Eukaryota; Metazoa; Mollusca; Gastropoda; Patellidae
Product: 5'-3' exoribonuclease 2
Exons: 32
Coding region: 97-3072 (991 amino acids)
Biological process (GO): nuclear-transcribed mRNA catabolic process
Cellular component (GO): nucleus
Molecular function (GO): RNA binding; 5'-3' RNA exonuclease activity
Source: RefSeq, a predicted model, not a curated record